AUGGCUCUAAAAGCACGAAGGGAGCGCUUGGCGGCCGAUCCCGGGCUGUCUGUGGCAGACUUAGAGAAGGCCAUUGGCAACGCUUUGAGUCGCCUUGGAGCAGACUUGAACUACUUGGUGGUCGUGCCACUCAAGAACGUCAGCUGGACGUCGGCGCCAUCGUCGACGUUGCCAGCAUUGGCCGCGGCUCCGGACCUGUACGAGGAGCUCAUGACGGUCGCGCCGAACACGGCUUUGCCUCCGCGCAAGUUGCAGGACGCGGUAAGCGCGUUGUUGGCUUCGGGCCAGAUCUUGGCAGCUAAGGACAAGGUUUCCGAGCAGGAAUAUGCAGAACAGCUUGGCGAUCGUCUGCGGAUGGUUUUCGCCAAAGUUCGGUCUUGCGCUGGGGACCGAGCCACCGAGAAGCGCACCAUGAGCAAGGCCACGGAGAAGCAGGCAGCAGUCUUGCGAGCUUUGCUCGCACGGUGCUCGUACAAGUCCCUGGGCCCGCAAUUACCCGUGUCGACCUCUAGUCUGGCAACAGCUGCUUCUCGGGAAUCCGACACCGCCGUGCUGGAUCUAGACUUCGAGGCCUUAGCUGGGCAGUUCGAGGACCUGAGCUCUGCUGCAUCGGCCAAGCCGUCUCCGGCACGCACCAGCGAGAAGCGCCCUCCAGACCGCGUUGAUGAAGAUGCUAUCCUUGCCGAGCUUGCCACUCAGUCCUCCGUCGAGAUCCUCGACGUGAAGCCUCCCCCGAAGGUGUUGAAGCGGCCUGCAGCCGCACUGAAGAGACCGGCCAGCGCGCCCGCACCUCUUCAGCAGGCUGCUCCUACGACGGCGGAGGAAGAGAUUCCGCGAGGCUGGCGGCCGUCGCAGUCUUUCGGGCUCAUCAAGGUGACCGCGGCCACCGCAAAGGGCUACAUUCAGGCCAAGGCCUCCGUGGACUCGAAGCCGUACCUGCUGUGCAAUGUCGGUGUGCAGCGAGGCCCAGAGCAGACCCGCCUCUUGGCGGCGCUCUUCAGGAAGUCUGCCUCGGAGGAAAUGCUCACAAAGGAGGCCGUGGUCACAUUCAGAAACCAGCUGCAGGUCUAG
Messenger RNA from Effrenium voratum, 1071 nucleotides. The record is from the annotation of a GenBank genome assembly. NCBI's taxonomy places the organism in Eukaryota, Dinophyceae, Suessiales, Symbiodiniaceae.